Asterias rubens (European starfish) is the source of this 1994-nucleotide messenger RNA. RefSeq lists its product as uncharacterized. NCBI's taxonomy places the organism in Eukaryota, Metazoa, Echinodermata, Asteroidea, Forcipulatida, Asteriidae. The record is from RefSeq and is a predicted model, not a curated record. Bases 1 to 1818 code for a protein of 605 amino acids. The transcript has a single exon.
AUGACAACUGCACUGUGGAUCUUUCUGUUGUUGAUUUUGAUAAGACGGCCUGGUCUGGUGUCUUCUCAAAAUACCACUGGACCAACAGCAACUGUUCAUAUUCUACCUGAAUACACAACAGAGCCACGUGAAGGAGACAGUGUUACGCUAGAUUGUGAGAUAUCAUCACUCCAGAGACCAGAUGAAGUGAGAUGGACAAGAAAGACAAACGGGUCUGAAACCAUCAUUGUGAAAGGGAAUGCUACUUUCACAAAUGCUGGCAAACGAAUCAGUGUAAGUCCAUUGAAAGUCGUUUCAACAGGUUUAUACGUGUGUUCACAUAAGAUAACCAUCUCUCCUCUCCGGCGACCUGAUGAUCAGGGAUUUUACACGUGUGAGGUGAACGUUAGCAGUAAUACCAUAACAUCUUCAGAAAUGUAUUUGCAUGUCCAUAGUCGCAAUGAGUUUCCAGUUUGUUUACCAGGUGGUCCAGCUACAGUGGCUAUUGGCAGUAGUCUCUCGUGCAAUACGUUAUCAGACACAAGAAUGUCUUCAGUGUCUGAAAUGGGAAUGACUACUGAGGCCAAUGGAUGGAUUAUUAGUCCCACAAAUGCCGAAGGUAGUCCAGGACAAGAACUCACAAGGACGGUAGCUAACUCAGAUCAUGGCAAAACUUUUCAUUGUUUUUCAAUAUCUAAUGCUUCAGCCAUGGCACUGGCAUGCACUAUUGGACCCUUAACAGUUUAUACCAAAAAUACCGGCCUCUCCGGUGCCGACAUUGCCGGUAUAGUAAUCGGCGCCAUCCUCCUCCUCGUCAUCAUAGCUGUCCACACCCUCUGUUGCCGAUGCAAUCCCAAACGAUGGCUGUACGCCAAGUCAUACACUUUCAACGUGGGAAGUUCCUUCGCAUCAACGCUAGAGCGGGACAACGCCAUUCUAACGCAGCCCGACGCAGAGCUUAGAAACGUUGAACUUGAGAAUGACAACUUCGGCGUUCUAGCUUCCGCAGUGGACGGGAUCGAUGACGCAAUUUGUGGGUCCGAUACUGAAGACGCCGGCCAAGGCUGCGACCAUGAGCCAGAAGUGACUGCUUUCUCGACAUCGGAGCAGCCCUAUCCGAUGUCGACCGAUCCCAAACCUACACCUCCAACAAUGUAUGCCACGGUGCAUCAAGCAACCCCAGUAACCGAUACUAAAAAACAGAUUGAACCAAACUUAACAGCAGUAUAUGCCACGGUAAAUAAAACGACCCAAGUAAUUGACUCUAAAGAACCAAUUGAACCCAAACCACCAGCAAUUUAUGCACAUGUAAAUAAAACGAGUCCAGUAACCGGUACGAAAGAACCGGCCAAACCUAAUUUCUCAGCUGUAUAUGCCAAUGUAAAUGAAACGACUCCAGUAACCAACUCUAAAGAACCGACUGAACUUAAACCACCAGCAAUUUAUGCCCCGGUGAAUAAACCGACCCCAGAAACCGAGUCUAAAGAACUGACUGGACUUAAGUCACCAGGAAUUUAUGCCCAAGUGAAUAAACCGACCCCAAUAACCGACACCUCGGAACCGAUUACCCACCAACCCAACCCGUCAGUGAAUAAUACUGAGAUCGAUAAAAAUGCUUCUCAAGACGACAAAGAACUUCUCAAAGAAAACGGCAAAGAUUCUUCCAAUCUCAAGAACAUUAAGAGGUUUGGUCAGAAUCGUAAUGGUAAAGUAUCCAGACCUCCUCACCAAGAACCUGUCUUAAUCUACGCCGAUUUGGACCUUAAGGAACCUGUGAAUGAUGAGGUUCACCCGCCCUCUGACGACUCACAAACUGUUUACGCACAAAUCAAAUAUUAGUCAAAUUUCAUAGAGCUGCUAAGCACAACAAUUUGCUUAGCAUGACAUUUUUGCCUUUAAAAAAAACAGCACUACCAACCAAAUGUUCGCGUUAAUCUUUCAGGAUACGCAAACAACAACGGAAUACCAGUAACAAGCAAUAUGCAACAAAUGGAAAUUUGUUUGGUAAUCCUGGA